AUGCGAGACUGGGCGGUCCGAACUGCGAACUUCGCGUUGCACUGCGUCGUGCGUGCCAUCCAUGAGGUGGGCCUGACUGUGGCUGAGAGAAAAACGAAAGCUAUUUUCUUCCACCCAAAAGGCAUGAAGCCACCUCAGACCCACCUACGGAUUGGCAGGAUCAGGGUUCCGGUCGAGGCCCAAAUGAGAUAUUUGGGCCUCAUUAUGGACGGCACCCGGUGCUUCAAGGAGCACUUCAGCCGUCUGGUCCCCCGAUUAAAGGUCAUAUUAGCUAACUUGGGCAAAUUAAUGCCCAAUAUCGGGAGGUCGGCCAUGAAGGCGCGUCGCCUCCACGCAGGGAAUAUUAAUUCAGUCGCUUUGUACGGUGUGCCCAUUUGGGCGGAGACCCCGGCCGCCAGCCGUCCGCUAUGCGCGGUAAUGCGCAGAGCGCAAAGGACGAUGACGGUACGUGAGGAUCUGAUAAGGAAGGGAAGGACUCCAAUGACGGAGACUCCAUGA
Molecule: messenger RNA, 498 nt
Organism: Harpegnathos saltator (Jerdon's jumping ant)
Lineage: Eukaryota; Metazoa; Arthropoda; Insecta; Hymenoptera; Formicidae
Exons: 1
Coding region: 1-498 (165 amino acids)
Source: RefSeq, a predicted model, not a curated record